UGUCUUCAACACGACUCUCCCAGCCAUUUCCUCAUCAUACAUCAUACAUGCAUGAAAUUGUCUAUUAGAGUUCACAGAAGCAGCUAUUGAACCCAAAUCUAGCAGUCAUUUCCCAAGUUCAUAGCAAGCUAAAUAUGAUUUCUUCUGAGAAUGAGUGCAUUGACGAGAUUAAGCACAAGCUUUUUUGCACCAAGCUUGAGCUGAUUAAAGAAAAAAUGGAAGCCAAUGCCAAGAUAAAGAAAUACGAGGAGACAGUUAAACACUUAUAUAAGCUAUUAAAGAAAGUUUGCCAAGAAAGAGAUGAUGCAAGAGACAAGCUUCAAUUGCUAACAAAGAAUUUCCAAGCACCUACCCCAGCUGAGACAAGCAAUACUAUUCCACAAAUCGAUCAUGCAAGCCUCCAAUACAAAACAAAGCCAUCAUUGAAUAGCACCAAGGUAUCAGAUUCUGGUUCCAACAAAGUAUUCUUAAAUCAUUCAUGUGAGUUAUCCUUGUCAAGUCUCCAGUCAAAUAAUGAGAAACGUUCCUCUAUGGACUUAUUAUCCCACACAAGAAUAUCUGAACCAAGAAACUUGACCUUACCAAAGAAACCAAACCAUAUAAAGGAAGACAUGGGGGCUUCAAGAGAUAAUAACAUGGUUGAUGAUGCUUCCCUAGUGAUCGAUAAACUGGUUUGUGGGAAACCCUUGCCUAAAAAGGGUAGGUUGUUGCAAACUGUAACAGAAGCUGGACCUUUGCUUCACACACUUCUAGUUGCUCCUGUUCCUAUGUGGAGAAACCCUCCUCCUUUAUCUUCUUCUGGUCUUUCACUCAAUGGUACUCAAGAUAAUAGCUCUUCUACCAACAUGGAUGAUAAAGCAAGUGUUAAUUAUCCAAAUGGGUUUAUUCCAACUUCUUUAAGCUUGGCUUUUCCUGGGAAUUCUCAUGAACCUUCUCAGAUGUCUUCUGCAUCCAAUUUUGGGUUAUCAGUGAAGAAUGAACCGGUGUCAUAUAUGGAUUCCAAUAGGAUGCAAAAUCAUGUAUUAACUGGGAAGAAGAGAAAGCUUUUGUGAGCAUCGCAGCUUUGUUUUGCAUCGUGGUCAGGCUUGCUUAUUUUUUGUAAUAAUUUAAAAAAUAUGUGAGAUGAUAAUAAUCAAAUAUUGUGUAAGUUAGUGUCUCUAGGUUACAGAUGCAGUGCUUUCUCAAACUUUUGCUAGAUAAAAUGAUGUGAUGUAGAUAGAAAGGAGGCUGUUGACUAAUUAGAAUAAUGACCAUGCCGAUGGUUACUUGGUUAGAAAUAAA
Molecule: messenger RNA, 1281 nt
Organism: Cajanus cajan (pigeon pea)
Lineage: Eukaryota; Viridiplantae; Streptophyta; Magnoliopsida; Fabales; Fabaceae
Source: RefSeq, a predicted model, not a curated record